GUUUAGUUUGUCAGCCCAAUCGUAUAUCAUAGCAUGACAAUCCUGUUUUUGAAACGGAAUGAAAUUGACUUAUGUGUUGUAAAUUUGAGUUUUCAUCGAAUUCGAUCGACUGCAUUCCCUAUUCACUCUUCUUAUCUGAAUGUUUACAUUUGGUUCCUAAGACUAUUUACAAUAUCUACUUUCAAUAAGAAUCAUCAAUUUAUUACUGAAGAAUUUAUGAUAUCCCGGAAGAAACGAUCACUGUAGUCGAACAUCACUGGCAAUCAUAUUUCUUCGUACAUCAUUGAGCUGCAAAAUAAAAGAUAGAUAAAUUUAUUAAUGAACUUCUUAUUUUUACACUGCAACUCCAAUGUGAACAUAAGUUUCAAGAUACUACAACAUUUUCGCAAUGUGGUGAAAAAUGUCUCGAUAGUUAUCUUAUGUUUUUCAACGGUUCUCUUCGAGAAGCAUGCGAAGAAGCUUUCAGUUCAAGAAAUUUGUCUUAUUAAUUUUUUUCUUGUUAUAUAAAACAUAUACUUCUUUCUUAUUUGAGCUCCGCUCUAUUCUUGUUUGCACACAUCAUGACGAGGAUCAAAUUAAGAAAAAUUUUUGUGAAACUAUGCUCAAUUCAUCGGAUAUUGUUAGUUAUUUAAAUAUGAAUUAUGCUGUCUGGUCAUGGGAAGUUACUUGUGAUUUGCAUGUACAUACGUAAAUUAGAUGUCAUGUGAAUUCGAGAAGUUUGAUUUUGUUUUUGUAUUUAGGUUAGCAAAUAUUUACAAAGAAAUAUUUUCCACUCAAUUCAUAGAUACGUUUUCCAUUGAAAAAUCCCCCAUUGGUUAUUGUAAUUAUGCGACAAUUUGAAUACGAAAGAGAUGGAUUUACAGUAUUGGAAUAUCAAUUUGAAAGAUUUGUUAAAGAUAAUAGUUCUGUACGUGUUAUGACUGAUAAUCAUAACAUUCUAUCCAAUAAAUUGGUUGUUUUCACAGUGAAAUACGAUGAAAAUGAACAGAAUUUAUUAUUUUAUUUCGUUAUAAAAACUGGUCCUUGUUGGGAAAUUAGACUUGAAAUAGCACAAUAUCUUCCAUUAAAUGAUGCGAUUUCUGCAUUCUUGAUUCGUAUUCUUUUUCUAUUACAAAAUAUUCAAUGGUAUAACCCAUAUGAUCCAUUUAUUAAAACAAUUCUUCCAAAAAUCAGCAAAGAAAAAAUGAUUUCAUUACAACUGAAUGAACAUCUAAUGUAUUCACACAUUGAAGAAGAUUUAUUAUGUAAGUUUAGAGAAGUUGUUUCAAUAAGUCUUCAUAAUUUAUCAUCCACUUAUCGAAUUUUCACAUAUAUGAAAAUGUGCCUCAAUUUAAUUCGUGUCUAA
Messenger RNA from Rotaria sp. Silwood2, 1345 nucleotides. The record is from the annotation of a GenBank genome assembly. Lineage: Eukaryota; Metazoa; Rotifera; Eurotatoria; Philodinida; Philodinidae.